UUCUGUAUUACAGUGGUUCUGGCAGGCAGUUCUCUCCUGACACUGUUUACAGCACAUGAUACUUGAUUCAGUCUCUUUUUUAAUCUGUGUGGGGAAUUAAAGAGAGCAGCAUCAAAGAAAGAGGUAAAAAAUAAAUUACAGUGAUGCACUUCCAAACUAUCCCCUUCUUUGUACUGCUCAUAAUUGGCAGUGUAUACCCCCAGUAUGAUUAUGACUAUGGGGUACCAGAUGACUACCCCUCAAAUGUAUUAGGACCCUCCUCUCCUAAUUGCGCACCAGAAUGCAACUGCCCAUAUAACUAUCCUUCAGCUAUGUAUUGCGAUAACCUUAAAUUAAAACAAAUACCCAUAGUUCCUCCUGGAAUUCAAUACUUGUAUCUCCAGAACAACAUGAUUGAGGGUAUAGAUGAUGACGCAUUCAAAAAUGUGACUGAUUUGAAAUGGCUCGUUUUAGACCAUAACCACUUAACCAAUGCUAACAUUAAAAAAAAUGCAUUUUCCAAGUUAAAAGAGCUGCAAAAAUUGUACAUAAGUUUUAACAACCUUACCGAGCUUGUGGGACCACUGCCAAAGACAAUGACUGACUUGUAUGCAACCAACAAUAAAAUCUCCAAGAUCACUCCUAAUAUUUUAGAAGGUUUGGAAAACCUUACUGUUGUACAUUUGCAGCACAAUGCUUUGAAAGCAGAUUCUAUUUCAAGUGCAUUUAAAGGCCUAAAAUCCUUGGUAUACCUUGACCUAAGCUAUAAUGAGCUCACAAAGCUUCCAAUUGGACUUCCACCAAGUAUAAAUUUCCUUUAUUUUGACAACAAUAAGAUUGGCAAUAUUCCAGAUGAAUACUUCCAAGGUUUCAAAGCUCUUCAGUAUCUCCGUCUGUCCCACAAUGAUCUAAAAGAUUCUGGGGUACCUGGCAAUGCAUUUAACAUCUCAUCUCUUGUUGAGCUGGACCUUUCUUUUAAUGGGCUCGAAAAAAUUCCAACUGUGAAUGAAGGCCUGGAAAACUUCUACCUGCAUGUCAACAACAUUAAAAAAUUCGAUCUGAGCAGCUUUUGUAAGGUUGUUGGACCACUGGAAUACUCCCGAGUUAGACAUCUGCGCUUGGAUGGAAACAAUAUCACCCGAGCUGACCUCCCUCAGGAGCUUCACAACUGUCUUCGUUUGGCUUCAGAUAUCGAGCUAUAAUAAGGAAACGUUUGUUAAAGUGGGGGUUUGCAAGCUGAUGAUUCAUUUUCUCUUAUGAUUCGUUCAGGUUAAAGAAAUCUAAUAAAAUGUAUAAUACUGAGGCAUGAAUGAUCAGUGAUCAAAUGCAUAUGACUCAAGUCUUAAGAUCUAGGAAAUAAGGCAAAAACAUAUUUUUAGCUGAAGCAAUACUUUAAUAAAUGUAUAGCAACAUGUGGAAAAAGAUAAAAAUACUAAAAACUAACCCUUGAUGGGAGAUAAUAAUGCAGAAUAUUAAAAUGUAAAUAUAUAGCAUAUUGAUGGUGGUCUAGUGUGGAACACAUUUUUCAAGUUAUGAAAAGUAGUCUAAUAUAUGCAGCAGGCAGCAUUUAUAAACACUAUGAACAUGUAGUACAUCAGAAAAACACCAUGGGAGACAUACAAAAUGGCAGCAUAGAUAAGGUAAAGGUAAUAAUAAUAUUGUGGGGCUAAAUAUAAGCAAUUGGGUCUCAUAUAUGAAAACUAGUGGUAGGAGGAGGUGGAGGUGGCACCCAUUACAACCCAUCUGACUGCCACUUUCAUAGAUGUGCUUUUACAAUAAAAAGCUGGUGUCGGUUUGGUUGUUGUGGGCACCACCUCUUCCUCUUUUCUGUAUUAGAUUAUGUUCAUACACUGUUAAUGCUUAAAAAAUAAAUAAAAAGUAAAUAAAAAAAAUGUUUAUACUAAGAGCUAGAGAUGAGUGAACUUAUAGUAAAUUUGAUUUGUCACGAACUUCUCGGCUCGGCAGUUGCUGACUUUAGCCUGCAUAAAUAAGUUAAGCUUUCAGGUGCUCCGGUGGGCUCGAAAAGGUGGAUACAGUCCCAGGAAAGAGUCUCCAGCCAACCGGAGCACCUGAAAGCUGAACUAAUUUCUGCACGCUAAAGCCAGCAACUGCCGAGCCUAGAAGUUUGUGACGAAUCGAAUUUACUGUAAGGUCGCUCAUCUCUACUAAUUGUUGAUCUUUUAUGGUCAAACUAAGAUAAUUUUCCAUAAACUUCAAUGCAACACAUUAUUAAACAGGUAAUAGACUCUUUAAUGACUGAUUUUUUUAACUGAAAGCCGCCAAUUUAUGGCUGUUUUACGGUUAUAAAAAUUGCGGAUUUUACAGUGUGUGAACAUGGUCUUAGUUUUCAUACGUUAUAGUCAUAGCUUUCAUUUUACUAUCUUGAAGUGUAACAUCUUUAAAAAGGCUGAUACUACUAAUAUUCUGGGCUAUAACUUUUGACUAUGUGUAUACAGUAAUUUUCAUUCACAUUCUAAAAAAAAAAACUAAAUAUAUGUAAUCUACUUGGACCUCCUUGUUCUUUUUACUAUCAUAGCUAUAUUUUUAUGUUAAGCCCAAAUAUGUACUCAGGUAUUGGAGUUUAUUGAAAAGUUCAUGUGAUAUUAGCCAUUUUAGAAUUGACACUUGACAUUGUUUUCAAUUGAAAUCUUCAUGGUAAAAAGCCAGUGUAUAUUUUAAUCACAUUUAAAAACGUUAGUGUCUCUUUGGUUGAUACUUUGAAUGACAAGUUUUAUAUUGUUACAUUUAUACAUUUGACAUAGUAUAUAAAUUACUGGUUAUUUGUUUACAUACUUGAUACAUUUCUGAUUUCUCCUUUGACAAAAACAUGAUGUCAUAACAAUUGUCUAAGAAAAACCUUGCAUAAUGGCAAGUAAUCUGCUCUGUGGACUACUCCACUUGUUAGCAAUAAAACCUUUUUUACAAUGUUAAUGUUUCACAAAAAUCAUUCAUUCAAAGAGUGUAACAGCAGAGGCAUAACUUGUUCCUUGGUGCCAAUGAAAAAUCACAGCUAUCACACGUCAUUCAUAGUACGGGCCUCUUCAUAUGGUACAGGGACCUUUUGGGCAUCCUCAGGGCCACUGCAACCUCUACUCCUCCUAUUGUUAUGUCCCUGCUUGAGAAAAUUUAAAUUUUAUUACAAUGCAAUACUGUGAUUUUGCUGGUUAAUGUACUUUGCAAUGUUGAAAAUGUUGAUUGUUUAAUAAAGAACAUAAAAUAAAUACAUUUGGGCAAUAGAAAGUAACCAGACAUAAUAUGUGUUAUAAUAUAAUAAAAUCUGCAUUCUAGAAUACAAUGUGUACAUACUAAAUAACAAAUAGUACUAACAUGCAACACAAUGCUAAGCAUCAAAUAGUACUAACAUGCAACAUGCAUAAUGUUUAGAAAGACAUAUGAUAUUUGUUAACAUAAUCCAUAUCACAUUUUGAGCCACAACAGUAUUUGGCUCCUAUAGUAAAAUAAAAUGUUUCCAAAUGUU
Messenger RNA from Hyla sarda, 3457 nucleotides. RefSeq names its product lumican (gene LUM). Gene Ontology annotation, molecular function: protein binding. Bases 144 to 1181 code for a protein of 345 amino acids. Lineage: Eukaryota; Metazoa; Chordata; Amphibia; Anura; Hylidae. The record is from RefSeq and is a predicted model, not a curated record. The transcript is spliced from 3 exons.